GGGUAAAAUUGACAUGCGUUAGAUAAAAUGUUUUUACCUGUCACCACUUGACUAUUUUUUAAAGAUGCCGAGGUCAGAAAUUGAACCGAACACCAAAAAAUCAGUCACAAAGAAAUUCAGCAAUAAUGACAACGCUUAAACUUAAAUUAUUAAAUAAUUAUCACAAUUAACUCAUGAUAACUUGAACUUUUAAGGAACGAAGAAAAACUUUUGACUUAGUGGUCGUUGGAUUUAUCAAGUGAUAUUUGAAAAGUAUUCGAAAACUACUGAAUGUUCAAGUUAUCAAGAGUUCCAGUUAUUGGGCUACUGAAUGUUCAAGUUAUCAAGAGUUCCAGUUAUUGGGAGUUAACUAUAUAACUGUUUUACCUAAUUUUAUAUUUAUAAUUUGGAUCAAUUUAGGUUAAUCAUAUUAUAAUGAAUGAUGAAAAAGUAAUAGUAAGUUUUGUGGGACAAAAAAUAUCCAAAGUUCGUUGGGGUCAAAGUUAUAAUGGUGAAAAAAAUCCUUGUGAGUUUAUUACUGGCAGUUGUGAUGAUGAAAAAAAUCUUGUUUGCAAAUGGAAAGUUCCAACAGAAAAUGACAAUGAGCCAAAUUUAGAAAGUCAACUGGUUGUUGAAGGUUCUGUUACAGAUUUAUUGGUAAUGUCUCCUGGCAAAGUUAUUUAUAGCAAUAGUAAUGGUGAUGUUUCUAUUGUAUCUUUAAGUUCUCACGAUAACAAAAUGAGAGAAGAUCAAUCAUGGAAAAAACUUCAUCGGUAUCUUUCAACUAAUGAAGUUGCCUGUUGUACUUGCCUAGCAUCUUAUGGUCAAGAUAUUGUUACCGGUGGAGAAGAUGGCAAAAUUAAUUUUCUUCUACCUGAACGCAAAAAGCCAAUCAGAGUGUUAGAAAAUGCAGAUAGUUCAAAUGUCACAGGACUGCAGUUUUUAAGUUCAACAGAACUAGUUUCUAUUAAUUCAACAGGGCAGUUAAAACUCUGGGAUAUUCGUCAACAAAAGCUAAAUAAACCCGAAAAAGUUUUAACAUUGUCAGGAAAUGCUUGUCCUUUACUUUCUGUUGAUAAACAUCCGAAUCAGCCACAUAUUGUUGUUACAGGACACGGCGAUGGUGUAGUAGGAAUAUGGGAUAUUCGCCAGGAAAAUGGGCCCGUAACUUUGGUUGAUGCUCACGAAGCUGAAGUUUGGACUGUUAUGUUUCAUUCAAUGUAUCCUGAUAAUUUAUUCACGUGUUCUCAAGAUGGUUCCUGUUGGUUUUGGGAUGGGGCUUCGAUGAAUAAUGAAAUAAUUUACAGUAACUUAAAUAAUAAUAACAGCCAUAGUCACAGUGCAUGGCUUUACAUAGAUGCAAAUAAACAUAAAAUGGAGACAUUUUCAUUAGUUCCGUUUAAUAAAAGUCCUAUUAAUUCUUUUGACGUUUGCUUAUCAAGUUUAGUUUGUGCAACAGACAGUGAAGCUUUAAUCAUUGUUUCCGACAUACCCGUGCGUUAACAAGUCAUUUUAAAUUGUUUAAGAUACCUGAUUGACAUUUCAAAUUGAAAUUUUGCUACAAGUUUUAACUAAUAAUACAUAAUAUUAAAAAGUUCCUUUUUAAAA
This is a messenger RNA of Hydra vulgaris (swiftwater hydra), 1587 nucleotides long. RefSeq names its product nucleoporin Nup43. NCBI's taxonomy places the organism in Eukaryota, Metazoa, Cnidaria, Hydrozoa, Anthoathecata, Hydridae. The record is from RefSeq and is a predicted model, not a curated record. Gene Ontology annotation, cellular component: nuclear pore outer ring. Gene Ontology annotation, molecular function: protein binding.